AUGAUGACAGAAGAAUCGCAACAUAUAAAUACCGACAUCGGCAGGCAACCACCUCUCAGAUGUAAUAUUUCGGCGGAUGGUUCAAAAGCAGAACUGAUGAACCGCCUGGAAAUUUAUUGGGGUGAGUCUGAAAAAGACUAUGUACCACAAGGACAAUUUAAAGGAAAAUCGGUUGAACAAACCCAGCCCGAAGGUCAUGAAAAAAGGGAUGGACUUCCCACGCAAGAAAGUACUGAGGGGCAAAAUUAUGCCCUUUUGUCAUAUAUGGAAAAUAGGCUGGAGGAAAAAAUUGAAGAAAAGUUGGGGGAGUCAUUAGCACGAGUUUUAGACAAGAGCUUGCAGCAAUGGUCAGCGCAGCUAAAUAGGUCUAGCUCAGGAGAAACUCAUUUUCCCAGCAAAAAGUUCAAGAAAACUCGGGACCAACAUGAGUACGAUGCGAUUUGCGAU
Racocetra persica is the source of this 447-nucleotide messenger RNA. Lineage: Eukaryota; Fungi; Glomeromycota; Glomeromycetes; Diversisporales; Gigasporaceae. The record is from the annotation of a GenBank genome assembly.